Pieris napi is the source of this 1239-nucleotide messenger RNA. RefSeq lists its product as uncharacterized. The transcript has 2 exons. Bases 1 to 1167 code for a protein of 388 amino acids. Lineage: Eukaryota; Metazoa; Arthropoda; Insecta; Lepidoptera; Pieridae. The record is from RefSeq and is a predicted model, not a curated record.
AUGGCCUCCAGUUCGUCGGACGAAGAUUUUUUACUUUUAGAAAGUACUUACGUCAAAUAUAGAAAGAGAAGAACAGUUAGUGUAUCUGAUAUUAACAGAAAAAGAACUAAAUAUGGAACAUAUUAUCAUUUAUUCUUAAAAGAUAUAAAGGACGAUGAAAAGGAGUUUUAUGAUUAUACAAGGAUGACUCAAGAAACAUUUUACUACAUAUUAAAUUUAAUCGAACAUCGCUUAAUUAAGAAAUGGUGUAACUGGCAUGUUCAACCAAUUUCACCUGAAGAAAGACUCGUUAUCACUAUUAGAUAUCUUGCAACUGGAGAAUCAUUCAAAUCGCUUUCAAAAAAUUUUCGUAUAGGAGUAACAACAUUAACAAAAAUUAUAGAAGAGACGGUUCUAGCAAUAUGGGAGGAACUGUAUACCAUACAUAUGCCUACACCCACCAGAGAUAUAUUUUAUUCAAUAUCUAAUGAUUUCAAUAAUAUUUGGAAUUUCCCUCACGUCAUAGGUUGUAUAGACGGUAAACAUGUGCGCGUAAUGUGCCCAAAAAAAUCUGGAUCUAUGUUUUACAACUAUAAAAAAUAUUUUUCUGUGGUACUGCAAGCAGUAGCCGAUGCCAAUUAUAAAUUUGUAAUGGUAGAAGUCGGGGGCUAUGGUAAACAGAGUGAUGGCGGUACCUUUAGAGCAUCAGAUUUGUAUCAGUUUCUAAAUGAAAGAGAAUUAGAUAUUCCAUCGCCCGCUUAUUUGCCUAAUACCCAAGUCUCUGUUCCUUACGUAUUUUUAGCUGAUGAAGCGUAUCCUUUAAAAACAUAUUUAAUGAAACCCUUUGGGGGACGUGAUUUAACAGUGGACCAACAAAAUUUUAAUAGUCGCUUGUCCCGAGCGAGAAAAACAGUGGAAUGUGCAUUUGGUAGAUUAUACUCAAAGUGGCGUUUGUUAUCUAAAAGCAUCGAAACGGAUAUUCAACUAGCUGAUAAGAUCGUAAAAACUAUGUGUUUGUUGCACAAUAUAAUUAUUGAUAAAGAGGGUUUUGAGCGAAACUUGACUUCGGUAAAUAUUGUUAGACGAAGAUGGCACAAUCAAAGACUGAGUCCGCCUAGUAAUGUUGCUACAAACGUCAGAAAUAAUUUUGUGCAAUAUUUCAAACAUAAUCACUUAUUAUAUAAUUAAAUUGGGUAAUACUUUAUUAUUAAUAUUUUAUAACUACAAAAUUAAAAUAAAUCGAACUGAUCAUUGAAAGUA